Cladophialophora carrionii CBS 160.54 is the source of this 1329-nucleotide messenger RNA. RefSeq lists its product as uncharacterized. The transcript has a single exon. NCBI's taxonomy places the organism in Eukaryota, Fungi, Ascomycota, Eurotiomycetes, Chaetothyriales, Herpotrichiellaceae. Gene Ontology annotation, biological process: maturation of LSU-rRNA; maturation of 5.8S rRNA. The record is from RefSeq and is a predicted model, not a curated record. Gene Ontology annotation, cellular component: nucleolus; preribosome, large subunit precursor. Gene Ontology annotation, molecular function: rRNA primary transcript binding. Bases 1 to 1329 code for a protein of 442 amino acids.
AUGCCCACUCGAACAACCAGACUCUCUGACAAAGCCGCUCUCCCUUUCAAAACAUCCAACAAACAGCGGCGACAAGAACUGCACAUCAAGCAGAAGCGUGCCCGAGAUGCACUUAAGCGAGCAGACCGGUUCAGCCGCAAGAAGGAAGAGGCAAGGAAUCCUAAAUUACGAGAGGAGCGGUUACGCAAAAAUGUGCCAGCAACUUUGGACAGAAAGAGAGUUUACGAUGAGAUCGCAGACGAGCCGGAGAAUGGUGGUUUAGGUGUGAUUUAUGACGUGGAGAGGCUGAAGAGGCGGAAGUUGGCCGAGGAGCAGGCAUUGGAGUUCGGUGGGGAUGGAGACGAAGGAGCAGAUGAGCCCGUGGAUAACGAGGACAACGACUCUAUGCUGGAGGAAAGUGACGAGGAAGAGGAUCAGAAUGAAAGCGACGAAGACGACCGCGAGUCGGAUGACCUCGACGAUCUCACCCAAGAUCCUUUACCCUCUAAAAAGCAACUGCAGUCCAAGCAAAGACAAUCUCGCGCCCUUUCACCAACGCGAUCCACGACCUCGACGAACCUCUCUCUCGCCCCCUCCGCUCUCGCCGCAAAGUUCCCCUCUCUCUUUCUCUCACCAGACUCUCCUCCACCACCACCGCCCAAAAUACUCAUAACGACAUCAAUUAACUCCAACCUGCAUGACGAAGCCGCUCUCCUGACCGACCUCUUUCCCAACAGCAGAUAUAUCCGUCGUUCCUCGCACCGCUAUGGUUAUAAAUUCUCCGUGCGCGAGAUAUCCCAGUUCGCAAGUAAACACGGGUACACAGCUGUCAUCGUCCUCGAGGAAGCAAAUCACCGCAAACAGCCCGGAGGCCUGACGAUCGUGCACCUCCCAGCGGGUCCAACGUUUCACUUCUCAUUAUCCAAUUGGUACUCUGGCAAGCAGAUCCCAGGGCAUGGACGACCGACACAGCAUACCCCGGAACUGAUGUUAAACAACUUCACCACGCCGCUGGGUCUGUUGACAGCUCACCUGUUCCGCUCGCUCUUCCCACAUUCACCUGAAUUGCAAGGGCGGCAGGUCUUGACGUUGCACAAUCAGAGAGAUUAUAUUUUCCUUCGGCGGCAUCGGUACAUUUUCCGCGCGAAACGAGAAACAGAAAAAUCAGUGGUAGGAGCAGACGGCAAGGAGAUGAAGGGUGUUGAGGAGAUACGAGCUGGGUUGCAGGAAUUAGGGCCCAGGAUGACUCUGAAGUUGAGGAGGAUCGACAAAGGUAUUCAUCGAGCAAGUGGCCAGGAUUGGGAGUGGAAGAGUAAGAUGGAGAAGGUGAGAACCAAAUUCCAGCUGUGA